This is a messenger RNA of Antrostomus carolinensis (chuck-will's-widow), 1290 nucleotides long. It is a transcript of the gene ACER3, whose product is annotated as alkaline ceramidase 3. The record is from RefSeq and is a predicted model, not a curated record. Gene Ontology annotation, biological process: ceramide metabolic process; phytosphingosine biosynthetic process. The transcript is spliced from 5 exons. Gene Ontology annotation, cellular component: endoplasmic reticulum membrane. The annotation marks the transcript as partial. Gene Ontology annotation, molecular function: N-acylsphingosine amidohydrolase activity. NCBI's taxonomy places the organism in Eukaryota, Metazoa, Chordata, Aves, Caprimulgiformes, Caprimulgidae.
UUCCAGAUCAUGUAUGGAACACUAGUUUCCAUUAUAGUUCUACGAUCUGUUUAUAUAGUAUUAUGGGUAUACCCCUGGCUUAGAGGUCUAGGCUAUACAUCUUUAACUGUAUUUUUAAUGGGAUUUUUUCUCUGGAAUGUGGACAACAUUUUCUGUGAUAAAUUGAGAGCACUACGAGAGAAGAUGCCUCCUGUUGUGGGAGCUGUGACACAGUUUCAUGCAUGGUGGCAUAUUCUUACAGGCCUGGGUUCUUACCUUCAUAUCCUCCUAAGUUUGUACACAAGGACGCUUUUCCUGAAACACAGGCCAAAGGUGAAGUUUGUUUUUGGAAUAUGGCCUGUUCUUCUUGUGGAGCCACCCAAGAAGCUUUGACUGAGACCUAGGCAGUCGCAUGCGAUCACCCAGCCUGGCUGAAAAAAGCAAUUCAACAGUUAUUAUGGCUGAAGUGUCAAAACUAAGGAUCAAUUCAAGUACCAGUGCUGUAAAAGGACUUCUGUGUGUUACUAGGCCAGCUGGCCAGAACAGAACAAAGAGUUGACACACUAGGGGAAUAAUGUUUAGUACAGCUUUAUUCUAAGUUGUUAAAACAAAGAUUAAGACACAAUAUUUUUAUGUAUAUAUUGUAUAGCUGAUGAUACUGAGCUAAUAUUUCGUGCUGGUCACAGAAAACUAACCAUUUUUGAAGUGGAUUGCAUAUGUUUUUCAUUCAGUUGUUGUUCUUUCUGUGGUUUAAACUAAUAUUAGUAACUGAAUGACAAAACCAGGCCAUUGAUGGCCAAGCUAAGCAUUUGUGUGGCCUAUAGUGAACUGAAUGCUUAACCUGAACUACUUUAAUCUUGCACUUUUAUACAAUUAAUGAAGUAUGUAAUGACUGGUUUAGGGCUUUAUUCUAUCUUGCUUUUUCACAGCCUCCUUUGGAAUUUAUAUUUUAAGCAAAACAGUUGGAAUAACUGUGCCAUUUAAUUCAUUUUGUACCAAGCUUCUAUUUUCUCCUUAGUCCAACUGAGGUACAUCAUGGAGGAUGUUCCAGGGUGUGACCAGCAGAAGACACUUAAGAUGGUGAAGCAUUACAGGGGGUUCUUGUUUGUGUGUGGAAACUGAAUUCCUAAUUUGCUUGACCAGUAAUCUGUCAGGAGACUGCAAGGUGACUAUAUAAACACAAGAAACACUUUUUAAAUUUUUUAUAAUUAUUUCUUACAUGCCUCCCUUUUCUGUCCCUGCUUUUUACUGUUCUUCUUGUGGAGCCUAGAUUGACAGACACCUUAGAUGUGUGCUAGUUCAGCUUUGGAU